Messenger RNA from Momordica charantia (bitter melon), 2376 nucleotides. RefSeq names its product CBS / octicosapeptide/Phox/Bemp1 (PB1) domains-containing protein. Lineage: Eukaryota; Viridiplantae; Streptophyta; Magnoliopsida; Cucurbitales; Cucurbitaceae. The record is from RefSeq and is a predicted model, not a curated record. Gene Ontology annotation, molecular function: protein binding.
UUUACCUGUUAAUUUUGAAGCUGAGCCAUUACAGUUAGUUUCGUCGACGUGGGGGAUUCGGAUUGGUGUACCCUCUCCAUCCUCAUAAAAAAUUCCCAUUCCUCCCAUUUCUUAGGUUUUCUCCUUCCCUUUUCUCUCCGUUUCUCUAUCUCUUUCUUGUUCGUUCGACGGUCGGUAGUUUCUCCCGGAUAAUUUUUAACUUUCCGAUAAGAUUACCGACCGUUACUGCUCUUUUUUUCUUUGAAUUUCACAAGUUCAUCGAUCGAUUUUCGCCGUUGACCUCCUUUCUCUAUUCAGUUUUCGUGCUUCUCGUGGCCACGAGCUCCCGAUUUAUUUGCAGGCACGAUUGGGGUUUAACUCAUAAAGUUUUGAAUAAUCUAUAUUGAGAAUCGACGUUCAGGAUUUUGCAGAAAGGAAAGAAAAGAGGAAAAAGAAAAAGGAGACUCGACGUUGAAGAAGAAGCGUUAUAUUUCAGAUUGAACGAGCUUCCGCUGCAACGCUUUUAAGGUCUUAUCGGCGAUUGGUCAAACCAUCGGCAAGAAAUGACUAGUCAAGGUGGUUCUUCUAGAAGAAGUAUGUCCUUAACGAACAUAUCAUCUCAGACCAAGAAGAAAAUCAAUGAUAAUGGAAGCUCGGAUGUGCGGAAGUCUCUUUCAGCCUCCCGUUCAUUACAACUCACUGGUGAGCGUACAGUAAAACGACUGCGGCUGUCAAGAGCACUAACAGUUCCUGAAAGUACUACCAUCUCCGAGGCUUGUCGUCGAAUGGUUGCUCGUAGAGUUGAUGCUUUGUUACUAACUGAUUCAAACGCUUUACUUUGCGGUAUCCUCACAGACAAGGAUAUAGCAACAAGGGUUAUUGCUUCUGGAGUUAAUCUUGAAGAAACACCUGUGUCUAAAGUUAUGACGAGGAAUCCAGUUUUUGUUCUUUCUGACACUCUAGCAGUGGAAGCCCUCCAAAAGAUGGUUCAAGGAAAAUUUAGACACUUACCUGUAGUUGAGAAUGGGGAGGUCAUUGCAUUACUUGAUAUUGCAAAAUGUUUAUAUGAUGCUAUUGCUCGAAUGGAAAGGGCAGCUGAAAAGGGAAAGGCCAUCGCAGCCGCAGUUGAAGGUGUUGAAAAAAGUUGGGGAACCACUGUUUCUGGUCCCAACACAUUUAUUGAGACACUUCGAGAGCGUAUGUUCAGACCAUCUCUGUCUACUAUUAUCCCAGAGAAUUUAAAGAUUGUUACAGUUCCACCAACAGAAACAGUUUUUAUGGCUACGAAAAAGAUGCUUGAGCUUCGAGCGAGUUCUGCAGUUGUGACAGUUGAUAAUAAGCCACAAGGAAUUCUCACGUCAAAGGAUAUCUUGAUGCGAUUAAUAGCACAAAAUCUUCCACCAGAAUCCACACUUGUAGAGAAGGUCAUGACUCCAAAUCCUGAAUGCGCAACAAUUGAUACACCAAUAGUUGAUGCGCUGCACACUAUGCAUGAUGGAAAAUUCUUGCACCUUCCAGUGGUAGAUAGAGAUGGAAGUGUUGUCGCUGUAGUUGAUGUAAUACAUAUCACCCAUGCUGCCGUUGCCACAGUUGGAAAUGCAUCUGGAGUCAGCAAUGAGGCUGCGAGUUCUAUGAUGCAGAAGUUUUGGGAUUCUGCCAUGGCCUUAUCGCCAAAUGAGGAUGAUGAUGAACUGCGUAGUGAAGGUUCAUUGAAAUUGGCUUCUGAGGAAACGGAAAUUGGAAGAUCUCUCCCCUUUCCAUCAUCUGGACUGCAAAGUACUUUCUCUUUUAAACUCGAAGACAGGAAGGGCAGGAUGCAUCGAUUUUCUUGUGAUACUCGGAGUUUAACAGAUGUUAUAACAGCCAUCCUUCAGAGAGUUGGCGAUGAUAUCGACCGCAACAAAUUGCCUCACAUUUUGUAUGAAGAUGAAGACCGCGAUAAAGUUGUUCUAGCAUCAGACAGUGAUCUUACAGCAGCUGUAGAACACGCAAGGUUGGCUGGAUGGAAGGGUCUGAGAUUGCAUUUAGAAUAUCCAGGAAUUCGUGGUCGUAAAAGGGGUUCUGGCGCCGAAACUAUGGAUUAUGCUCAAAAAGACGCAUGGGCAUCGGCAUACAGUGCAGUUGCAGCUGGAGCCGCGCUUGUAGCCGGGUUAGGCGUGUUAGCAUACUUGAGAAGAUCUGGUAAUUAAUCAAUAAAAUUCAUACACAUUCUAUUCAAUGAUUUUGGUCCGAGUAGCCUCCUAAAUUUGGGGCCCUGAUUGGGGGGAUGGGAUUGGUUGGAACAGCAUCAGUACUUGUGCUUAUAAUCUAUUUUCGUUGAAAAAUCAUAUUGAUGAAGAAAAGUUGUUGAAAUUUGGGAUUGUUGAUUGUCUGCAUGAAAGUAAAUGCUUUAAUUUA